This is a messenger RNA of Papaver somniferum (opium poppy), 1957 nucleotides long. RefSeq lists its product as uncharacterized. Gene Ontology annotation, molecular function: protein-lysine N-methyltransferase activity; protein binding. The transcript has 11 exons. Gene Ontology annotation, cellular component: nucleus. Gene Ontology annotation, biological process: peptidyl-lysine monomethylation. NCBI's taxonomy places the organism in Eukaryota, Viridiplantae, Streptophyta, Magnoliopsida, Ranunculales, Papaveraceae. The record is from RefSeq and is a predicted model, not a curated record. The coding region runs from base 37 to 1608 and encodes 523 amino acids.
CAUUCUGAAUUUUUCUUUAUUUGCAGACUAAAAAACAUGGAAGGGUUUAGUGAUUUCUCAUUAGUCCUUGCACUACCCAAAGAUGAUGCCUUUUUUGAGAAGAAAAAGAAAUUGUUGCAGCUCAGGGGCUAUGGACCUGAGAUACAAAUUCCAUUUUCAUCAUCAGAAGACCCACUGGUUGCAUUGCAAGUAAUGGUGGAAGUUGCAAGAAUUAUACACCUGGAUGAGCCAGAAUUGUAUUUUGGUGGGGUUGAAGCAAUUCUGCCAUACUACAGCCCCAGGAAUGAGUUGGAAUCUCUUAAUUCAGUUCUUAGGCUCAUUGAUAUGACUCUCAAGGAUGCAGCUGAGAAGAAGAUUGAUGUUUUGCUUCUUCUGCGAAAUGCGGUGAUAGAAAUGAUUAGAGAGUUUGGGGAUAAGAGUAGUGAGGAAACGGGGAUUGUGAAAUGUGUUUGUAAGGGUGAAGAUGAGUUGGUGGAAUGGGGACGAAACCAUGGUGUGCAGACAAAGCUGCAGAUUGAUUAUGUUGAAGGAGCUGGAAGAGGAGCUGUUGCAGCAGAAGAUUUGGAAGUUGGGGAAUGCGCUUUGGAAAUCCCCGUGUCAAUAAUAGUUUCUGAGGACCUUGUUUAUGAAUCUGACAUGUAUCAUAUACUGAAACAAGUCGAUGGAAUCGCCACUGAGACGAUGUUAUUGUUGUGGAGUAUGAAGGAGAGAUACAACUCCAAUUCAAAAUUUAAACUCUACUUUGAGACAUUACCAGAAGCAUUUAACACAGGAUUGAGCUUUGGUGUCGAGGCGCUUACUUCUUUGGACGAAACUUUGUUGUUUGAAGAGAUUAUGCAAGCAAAAGAGCACUUACGCACGCAAUAUGAUGAGCUCUGUCCUGCAUUAUGCAGCAACCAUCCAGAUGUAUUUCAAGAAGAGUUAUACACAUGGGAGAAAUUCUUGUGGGCAUGUGAGCUUUGGUAUUCUAAUAGCAUGAAAGUCAUUUUCAGUGAUGGAAAGCUGAGAACGUGCCUCGUUCCCAUUGCAGGCCUGCUCAAUCAUUCGCUAUGUCCUCAUAUACUGAACUACGGUAGAGUUGAUUUAGCAACGAACUCAUUAAAGUUCCCUUUAUCAAGACCAUGCUUGAAAGGCGAACAGUGCUAUCUUAGUUAUGGGAAGCUUUCUUGUGCCCAUCUUAUAACUUUCUAUGGUUUUCUUCCAAAAGGAGAUAACACAUACGAUACCAUUCCACUUGAUAUUGAUGGUCCCGAAGUUGAGGAGGAUUGUUCUAAAUCUGAUUGGACUACUCAUAUGGUGCGGGGAACAUGGCUCUCAAGUAAUCACGAGAUCUUUCACUAUGGAUUGCCACCUCCAUUGUUGAAUAAGCUCCGUAUCGCUUUGAGUGGUGCUACCGAUAACCAUAAAGGCGUUGAAAUUGAGAGAGAAGUACUGGAAACUCUCUACUCAAUUUUCAACCCUAUGCCGGAGGGACUUGGCGAGGCAGAAUGCACCGACGGGGUAAAUCUUAGUUGGGAUGUGAAGCUGGCAGUGGAGUAUAACGAGCUACAGAGGAAGAUCAUCUCUUCCGUUUUGGCUUCAUGUUCCAGUGGUCUUGAGAUACUGUGAAGCUUCGAUUCAGUCUGUGAUUUAACCAAGCCAACACAUUCCUAGAACCACAAGAACUAAGUUCCGAACAGAGGUGCCAAGAAAAUCAUUCACUCAAAGGAUAGGAAUGUGGUCUGCUUACAGCUUACUGUAAAAACAUUUUAUCUUUUGUUGGUAGUGGGAGCUUGAUUUUCUUCUAUUAUAAGCUUCGUUUGCUGCUGUUUAAAGCUAUUUCACUAUGUCAAAUCCUUAGCCUAGCACAUUAUGGCAUUUCUAAGAAUAAAUGCCGACACCACCACUACCUCAGAAAAAAUGUGGUCUAAAAUAUUGUAGUUCAAAGAAUGUAGGAUGACUUAAGAAAGAACGCAUG